UUGGUCGCCGGAGGUGUCGUUGGUGUGUUGCGCGGCUAGACCUGAGUGGACUGGGGCCUGCACCCGGGAAUACAACGGAAUGUCGAUCGAAAUCGAAUCCUCUGAUGUGAUCCGUCUGAUCAUGCAGUACCUGAAGGAGAACAGUUUACACCGGGCAUUAGCCACCUUACAGGAGGAGACUACUGUGUCUCUGAAUACCGUGGACAGCAUUGAGAGUUUUGUGGCUGACAUUAAUAGUGGCCACUGGGACACUGUUUUACAAGCAAUACAGUCUCUGAAAUUGCCUGACAAAACCCUCAUUGACCUCUAUGAACAGGUGGUUCUGGAAUUGAUAGAGCUCCGUGAAUUGGGGGCAGCCAGGUCACUUCUGAGACAGACCGACCCUAUGAUCAUGUUAAAGCAGACGCAGCCAGAGCGGUAUAUUCAUCUGGAGAACCUCUUGGCCAGGUCUUAUUUUGAUCCUCGUGAGGCAUACCCAGAUGGAAGUAGCAAAGAGAAGAGAAGAGCAGCAAUUGCCCAGGCCUUAGCUGGGGAAGUCAGCGUGGUGCCUCCAUCUCGUCUCAUGGCAUUGCUGGGACAGGCACUGAAGUGGCAGCAGCACCAGGGGUUGCUUCCUCCUGGCAUGACCAUAGAUUUGUUCCGAGGCAAAGCAGCUGUCAAAGAUGUGGAAGAAGAAAAGUUUCCUACACAGCUGAGUAGGCAUAUUAAGUUUGGUCAGAAAUCACAUGUGGAGUGUGCUCGAUUUUCUCCAGAUGGUCAGUAUCUGGUCACUGGGUCUGUUGACGGAUUCAUUGAAGUAUGGAACUUCACAACUGGAAAAAUCAGGAAGGAUCUUAAGUACCAGGCCCAGGAUAACUUUAUGAUGAUGGAUGAUGCUGUCCUCUGCAUGUGCUUCAGCAGAGAUACAGAAAUGUUAGCAACUGGGGCCCAAGAUGGAAAAAUCAAGGUUUGGAAAAUUCAGAGCGGACAGUGUUUGAGGAGAUUUGAAAGGGCACACAGUAAAGGUGUCACCUGUCUGAGCUUUUCUAAGGACAGCAGUCAGAUCCUUAGUGCCUCUUUUGACCAGACAAUUAGAAUUCAUGGUUUAAAAUCUGGGAAAACCCUGAAGGAAUUUCGUGGUCAUUCUUCCUUUGUUAACGAAGCAACAUUUACACAGGAUGGGCAUUAUAUUAUCAGUGCAUCCUCUGAUGGCACUGUAAAGAUCUGGAAUAUGAAGACCACAGAAUGUUCAAAUACUUUCAAAUCUCUGGGCAGCACAGCGGGGACAGACAUCACUGUCAACAGCGUGAUUCUGCUCCCCAAAAACCCAGAGCACUUUGUGGUGUGCAACAGGUCGAACACGGUGGUCAUCAUGAACAUGCAGGGGCAGAUUGUCAGAAGCUUCAGCUCCGGUAAGAGAGAAGGUGGUGACUUUGUUUGCUGCGCCCUCUCUCCCCGAGGUGAAUGGAUCUACUGUGUGGGGGAGGACUUUGUGCUCUACUGUUUUAGCACGGUCACUGGCAAACUGGAGAGAACUUUGACAGUUCAUGAGAAGGAUGUGAUUGGUAUUGCACAUCAUCCUCACCAGAACCUGAUUGCAACCUACAGUGAAGACGGACUGCUCAAACUCUGGAAACCCUAAUUUAACUUUUUUCUUUUUAUUAGCUUGAGAGCAUGUACUUAAAUGAAGACAUAUUCCUGUGAUGCUUUUUUUUUUUUGGGGGGGGGGCGCUUUUCUGAGUAAAUUGUCUGAAUUAGGCACAAGAAUAAUUUUGUGAAAAUUCAUGUUUAAGUGGCAGUUACCCUUUUUAAUAUAUUUUUAAGGUAUUCAUUUGUUUCUGAUUGAGGUAGUCACUUAAUGUUUUCAAUAGUCUUUUACCUGGAAAGUGGAAUAAGUGCUAUUUCUAGGGGAAAAAAGUAAUCCUUUGAUUAUUGAAAUGCUGAUUAAAAUGUGCCUCCUUGCAGUAAACUUGUAAAUAAGGGACUAUUCCAUAUUCAAUAGCUGUUUUUUUUUUUUUUAGAUUAUAAUAAACUUUACAACUUUCCUGGGGCUUUGUUUUUAAAUGUAAAUAAAUGCUCCUCUAGUUAACAUAUUUACUUAGAAUCUAGUGAGGUGGGUGGGACAUGGACAUUAUUAUGCCUGAAUCUUAAAUACAGCAGGGAGUCAGCUCCUGGGUGGGAGAGGAGACUGUACAGGAAAAGGUUUGACUUUUCCACCCAUUUUUAUUAGCUGUGCCUUCUCCCAUGUUCUGGCCAACCAACCUUACCGGUGGAACUAGUUGCAGGGUCCGUUAUAGGAAUUCAGUUUCGGCACCUCCUCUUCGUUGAAGGAGGGUUCGGCAUUACAAAUGUGCUAUUGUUCUGAAGAAAAGGAACUGAGAUUUAGAAAAGUCUUUUUUGCCAUGUGUGUCAUUCCAGGUAGCUAAAGAAAAUUAAAAGCCAAGAAACCCUUGAAAAUA
Artibeus jamaicensis (Jamaican fruit-eating bat) is the source of this 2438-nucleotide messenger RNA. It is a transcript of the gene SMU1, whose product is annotated as SMU1 DNA replication regulator and spliceosomal factor. NCBI's taxonomy places the organism in Eukaryota, Metazoa, Chordata, Mammalia, Chiroptera, Phyllostomidae. The coding region runs from base 80 to 1621 and encodes 513 amino acids. The transcript is spliced from 12 exons. The record is from RefSeq and is a predicted model, not a curated record. Gene Ontology annotation, molecular function: protein binding. Gene Ontology annotation, cellular component: precatalytic spliceosome. Gene Ontology annotation, biological process: mRNA splicing, via spliceosome.